AUGUCCAGCUCUGAUUGCCUCCCCGACCACCCGCUCAGCUCAGACUUGGUGAGGAGGCUGAAGUCUGCGCUGGACGCCAGGGAUGAGGAGACGGUGCGCACUGUGAUCUGCACCCAGGUCCGGCACGUGGACGCCGUGAUAGAACUGGCCAACGACGACUGGAUGAAAGACCCCUCAGCCCAGCUGCCCCCCGGGGUGCUCCUAGGUCUCUGGACCCUGGAGUACACGCGUGAGCUCACCACGCCCCUGUGCAUCGCCGCAGCCCGAGGCCAUGCGGCCUGCGAGCACCCUGCUGGUCGCGGCGCCGACCCCAAUGCCAGCCCCGAGGCGUGGCCCCUGCACGAGGCUGCCUGGGGGCCAACGCUGGGCCAGUUGCUGCUGAGACCGUGCGCGCAGGCUCUGCUGGAGCACGGCGCCUCGGUGCAUCGCGCGGGCGGCGCCGGCCUGGACACGCCGCUGCACGUGGCGAGCAAGAGCUCGGCCUUCUCCCUGUACGCGCCUAUGCUUAGGCGCGGGGCGGCGGCGGACCCGCCCGACGAGGACGAGUCAAGCCCGCUGCACAAGGCCUGCGGCCACGCGCGCCCGGGCCUGGCGCUCCUGCUGCUGCGGCACGGGGCCGACGCGGCCGCGCUCGACUACGGAGCGCCUCGCCCCUGGGCCCGCGUGCUGCAGGCGGCCGCCUGCGCGCCCCAGGCCGCGCCCCAGCGCACGGUGCAGGCGCUACUCAACCACGGCUCCCCCACCCUGUGGCCCGACGCCUUCCCCAAGGUGCUGCAGACCUGCGCGCCAGCCCCUGCGGUCAUCGAGGUGCUGUUCAACGCCUACCCUCAGCUCCGCGUGUCCGAGUCCUGGAGGGAGGUGAUCCCGGAGGAGGUGUUUCAGGCACACCGGCCUUUCUACCAGUCUCUCUUUGCCUUGGCCGGCAGCCCCCGCCGCCUGCUGCACCUCUGCCGCUGUGCCAUUCGCAGACGGUUUGGCAAACAGUGCUCCCGCCUCGUGCCUCUGUUACCCUUGCCGGCGACCCUGCAAAGCUACCUCCUUUUGGAGCCAGAGGGUGUUUUGCACUGA
Myotis lucifugus (little brown bat) is the source of this 1068-nucleotide messenger RNA. RefSeq names its product ankyrin repeat and SOCS box containing 18 (gene ASB18). Lineage: Eukaryota; Metazoa; Chordata; Mammalia; Chiroptera; Vespertilionidae. Gene Ontology annotation, biological process: intracellular signal transduction. Gene Ontology annotation, cellular component: nucleus; cytoplasm. Gene Ontology annotation, molecular function: protein binding. The record is from RefSeq and is a predicted model, not a curated record.